CCAUCUCAGAACAGUUUGUUCACUUCACUUAGAAGUGUGUUUGGGCCAAUAAAUCUAAAUUUAUUUGUAGUAGUCAUUUUUCUUAAUGGAAGUGUUUUCCAGAUGUUGCCUAAGUCUAGUCGUCUGGGACCUCUUCCAAUAAAUGAGGAAAGUUUAUUUCAUAGGUUGUCACUGUUGAUUUUGUCUAACCUUUGGACUAAUUGGUUCAUCCCAAUAUAUUUGCACUGAUAUAUAAGACCUUCAGGACACUGGAGAAAUUCAUCUCUUCUUUGACGGUGAGGGCUCAGUAUCAGAAAACAAUCAUGGAGUGGAAAAUACUUCCCAUUUUCUUGUUCCUGCCGCUUUCUGUUAUUUUGAUUCAACAAGUUUCUUCUCAAGAUUUAUCAAGCUGUGCAGGGAGAUGUGGGGAAGGGUAUUCUAGAGAUGCCAUCUGCAACUGUGAUUAUAACUGUCAACACUACAUGGAGUGCUGCCCUGACUUCAAGAAAGUCUGCACUAUGGAGCUUUCCUGUAGAGGCCGCUGCUUCGAGUCCUUUGCAAGAGGAAGGGAGUGUGACUGUGACUCUGAUUGUAAGAAGUAUGGCAAGUGCUGCUCUGAUUAUGACAAUUUUUGUGAAGAAGUGCAUAAUCCCACAUCACCACCAUCUUCAAAGACUGCACCUCCGCUUCCAGGAGCAUCUCAAACCAUCAAAUCAACAAUCAAACGUUCACCCAAAUCACCAAACAAGAAGAAGACUAAGAAAGUUAUAGAAUCAGAGGAGAUAACAGAAGAACAUUCUGUUUCUGAAAAUCAAGAGUCUUCCUCCUCCUCUUCCUCUUCCUCUUCAACUAUUCGGAAAAUCAAGUCUUCUAAAAAUUCAGCUGCUAAUAGAGAAUUAAAGAAGAAACCCAAAGUAAAAGACAAUAAGAAGAAGAAGAGAACUCCUAAAAAGAAACCUACCCCAGAACCACCAGUUAUAGAUGACGCUGGAAGUGGGCUGAACAAUGGUGAUAUCAAGCUCAUCCCAACUCCUGACAUUCCCACCACUCAACGUAGUAACAAAGUUACCACAACUCCCAAGAUUACAACAGUAAAACCAAUUAUUCCUAAACCCAGUCUUCCACCUAAUUCUGAGACAACAAAAGUGACACCUUCCACAGCCAAUAAGGAGACAACAGUUGAAACAAAAGAGACUUCUACAACAAAUAAACAGACUGCUUCAGCUAAAGAGACAACUACUAAAGAUUCUGCACCCACAUCUGAAGUUCCUGCUACAUCUACACCCAAAGCUGAAACCACAACCAAAUCCCCUGCUCUCACCUCUCCCAAGGACCUUGUACCCACCACUCCCAAGAAGCCAGCUCCUGCUAUUCCUUCAGAGCCUGCUCCCACCACCAAGAAGCCUGUAUCCACCACUCCCAAGGAGCCUUCUCCCACUACCAAGGGGCCUAUACCUACCACCACCAGGGAGCCUGCACCCACCACCACGAAGAAGCAAAGUCCCACCAGUCCCAAGGAGCCUGCUCCCACCACCGUCAAGGAGCCAGCUUCCACCACCCCCAAGGAGCCUGAACCCACCACCCCCAAGGAGGCAGCUCCCACCACCCCCAAGGAUCCAGCUUCCAACACCCCUAAGGAGCCUGCACUCACUACCAGCCCCAAGGAACCAGCUCCAACCACCCCCAAGGAAUCAGCUCCCACCACCACCACCAAGGAGCCAGCUUCCACCACUCCCAAGGAACAAGCUCCCACCACGCCUAAGGAAAUUGCACCCACCUUUCCCAAGGAGCCAGCUCCUACCACCCCCAAGGAACCGGCUGCCACCACCCCCAAGGAGCCUGUACCUACCACCACCAAGGAGCCUGCACCCACCACCACCUCCAAGGAACCAGCUCCCACCACCCCCAAGGAGCCUGCACCCACCACCACCCCCAAGGAACCAGCUCCCACCACCCCCAAGGAGCCUGCACCCACCACCACCCCCAAGGAAUCAGCUACCACCACCCCCAAGGAGCCUGCACCCACCACCACCCCCAAGGAGUCUGCACCCACCACUCCCAAGGAGUCAGCUCCUACAACCCCCAAGGAACUGGCUUCCACGACCCCCAAGGAACCGGCUCCCACAACCCCCAAGGAGCCUGCACCCACCACCACCCCCAAGGAGCCUGCACCCACCACCCCCUCCAAGGAGUCUGCACCCACCACUCCCAAGGAGCCAGCUUCUACAACCCCCAAGGAACCGGCUGCCACCACCCCCAAGGAGCCUGUACCUACCACCACCAAGGAGCCUGUACCCACCACCACCCCCAAGGAACCAGCUACCACCACCCGAAAGGAACCGGCUCCCACCACCCCCAAGGAGCCUGCACCCACCACCACCUCCAAGGAACCAGCUCCCACCACCCCCAAGGAGCCUGCACCCACCACCACCCCCAAGGAGUCUUCACCCACCACCCCCUCCAAGGAGUCUGCACCCACCACUCCCAAGGAGCCAGCUCCUACAACCCCCAAGGAACUGGCUUCCACGAUCCCCAAGGAACCAGCUCCCACAACCCCCAAGGAGCCUGCACCCACCACCACCCCCAAGGAGUCUGCACCCACCACUCCCAAGGAGCCAGCUCCCACGACCCCCAAGGAACCGGCUCCCACAACCCCCAAGGAGCCUGCACCCACCACCACCCCCAAGGAGCCUGCACCCACCACCACCCCCAAGGAGCCUGCACCCACCACCACUUCCAAGGAGCCUGCACCCACCACCCCCAAGGAGCCGGCACCCACCACCCCCAAGGAGCUGGCACCCACCACCCCCAAGGAACUGGCUCCCACACCCCCUAAGGAGCCUGCACCCACCACUACCAAGGAGCCAACUCCUACCACCCCCAAGGAGCCUGCACCCACUACCACCACCAAGGAGCCUACACCCACCACCACCCCCAAGGAAUCGGCUCCCACCACCCCCAAGGGAUCAGCUCCCACCACCCCCAAGGAGCCUGCACCCACCACCACCAAGGAAACUGCACCCACCACCCCCAAGGAGCCAGCUUCUACCACCCCCAAGGAGCCUGCACCCACUACCACCACCAAGGAGCCUACACCCACCACCACCCCCAAGGAAUCAGCUCCCACCACCCCCAAGGAACCAGCUUCCACCAUCCCCAAGGAAUCAGCUCCCACCACCCCCAAGGAAUCAGCUCCCACCACCCCCAAGGAACCAGCUUCCACCACCCCCAAGGAGCCAGCUUCUACCACCCCCAAGGAGCCUGCACCCACUACCACCACCAAGGAGCCUACACCCACUACCACCACCAAGGAGCCUACACCCACCACCACCCCCAAGGAACCAGCUCCCACCACCCCCAAAGAGCCUGCAUCCACCACCCCCAAGGAGCCAGCUUCUACCACCCCCAAGGAGCCUGCACCCACUACCACCACCAAGGAGCCUAUACCCACCACCACCCCCAAGGAAUCAGCUCCCACCAUCCCCAAGGAAACUGCACCCACCACUCCCAAGGAGCCAGCUCCCACCACCCCCAAGGAACCAGCUCCCACCACCCCCAAGGAGCCAGGUCCCACCACCCCCAAGAAGCCUGUACCCCCCACCCCCGAGAAGCCAGAUCUCACCACCAACAGGGAGGCUGCACCCACCAUCACCAACGAAGCUGCACCUACCACCAAGGAGCCAGCUCCUGCCACCCCCAAAAAACCCACUCCAAGUUCUCCUGAGAUACCUGCUCCAAUCACCUCAGAGGCCUCUACUUCAACUACCACCAUGGAACCUCCCACUACUCCCAAGAACUCUGCUAAAUCAACUCCUGAGUCUGCUGUAGAACCCACGCCAAAGGCUGUUGAAAACAGUCCCAAGGAGCCUACUGUACCUACAACCAAGGCUCCUACAGUGACCAAACCUGAAAUGACUACAAGAGCUAAAGACAAGGACACAGAAAAGGACAUGUACACUAUACCUGAAAUGACAACUGCUGCACCUAAGACUGUAACAGAAACAGCAAUUAAAACAGAAGAAAAGGCCAGUGAAUCCAAAAUCACAACCACACAAGUAACAUCUACCCCAACUGAAGAUACCACGACAUCAUCCAAAACUACUCUUAAACCAACAACUCUUGUACCCAAAGUAAUGACAACAACAAAAAAGACAACCGAAAAGGCUAUGAGCAAACCUGAACAAACAACAUCAAUACCAAAAGAUAGAGCUACUAAUUCUCAAGUGACAACUCCUAAACCCCCAAAGCCAACCAAAGCACCCAAAAAGCCCACUUCCACCAAAAAGCCAAAAGCACCUAAAGGGAGAAAACCAAAGACCACGCCAACUCCCCCAAAGUCGACGACAUCAGUACUGCCUAAAACGAGCCCUACUGCUGUAGCAGAAGCCACGCUCCAAACCACCACCAUUCCUCAACAAACUCUCAACUCAGAAAUAAUUGACAUAAAUCCAAAGAAUGAAGACGCAGAUACUGCUGAAGGAGAAAAACCUCAGCUGAUUCCCAGGCCCCCUGUGUUAACUCCUAUCGUUAUUCCAGGCACUGAUUUCACAGUCAGAGGACACAAUCAAGGCAUUGGCAUCAACCCCAUAUUUCCAGAUGAGACUAAUUUAUGCAACGGUAGGCCAGUAGAUGGACUGACUACUUUGCACAAUGGGACAUUAGUGGCAUUUCGAGGUCAUUAUUUCUGGAUGCUAAAUCCAUUCACUCCACCAUCUCCACCUCGUAGAAUUACUGAAGUUUGGGGCAUUCCCUCCCCCAUUGAUACUGUUUUUACUAGAUGCAACUGUGAAAGAAAAACUUUUUUCUUUAAGGAUUCUCAGUACUGGCGUUUCACCAACGAUAUAAAAGAUGCAGGGUAUCCCAAACUGAUUUCCAAAGGCUUUGGAGGACUAAAUGGAAAAAUAGUGGCAGCUCUCUCAAUAGCUAAAUACAAGAACAGACCUGAAUCUGUGUAUUUUUUCAAGCGAGGUGGCAGCAUUCAGCAGUAUACUUAUAAACAGGAACCCAUCACAAAGUGCACUGGAAGAAGGCCUGCAGUACAUUACUCAGUGUAUGGAGAAACAACACAGGUUAGGAGGCGUCGAUUUGAACGUGCUAUAGGACCUUCUAAAACACACACCAUCAGAAUUCAGUAUUCGCCCAUCAGACUCACUUACCAAGACAAAGGUUUCCUUCAUAAUGAAGUUAAAGUGAGUACACUGUGGAGAGGACUUCCGAAUGUGGUUACUUCAGCUAUAUCACUGCCCAACAUCAGAAGACCUGAUGGCUACGAUUACUAUGCUUUCUCUAGAGAUCAAUAUUAUAACAUCGAUGUGCCUCAAAGGACAGCAAGAGCCAUUACUACUCGUUCUGGGCAGACCUUAUCCAAUGUCUGGUACAACUGUCCUUAGACUGAUGGGCAACGGAAGAAUCAACUAAUUAAAAUGAAGACAAGAAUGAUAAAUUUUGACACUGAAAUACAUUUUAUUAAUAAAGAAUGUUGAGAUAAGCACAGCAAUUUAAAUACAAAAAUGUUUUUAAACUUGACAAUCA
This is a messenger RNA of Sus scrofa (pig), 5511 nucleotides long. NCBI's taxonomy places the organism in Eukaryota, Metazoa, Chordata, Mammalia, Artiodactyla, Suidae. The record is from RefSeq and is a predicted model, not a curated record.